AUGGCUGCCGGUAUCAGUGACGCGAUCCAGAAAGAUCAUCGGGAAAUCGAAGACUACUAUAACAAAAUCCUCGCUUCCUCCACGGACAAAGAGAAGAUCCAGUGGCAAAAUCAGUUCACAUGGGAGCUAGCCCGUCACUCUAUCGGCGAGGAGCUUGUCGUCUACCCAGAGUUCGAAAAGAAGCUCCCCGAUGGCCGCCAGAUGGCAGACAAGGAUCGCCAAGAGCACCUCUCUGUCAAAAAACAACUCAAAGCUUUCCAGAAUAUGCAACCAUCUGAUCCUCAGUUUGAGAAUACCAUCAAAUCUCUCAUGAAAGAUCUUUCAGAACACAUCAAAGAAGAAGAGUCCGAUGAUCUUCCGAAACUAGAGGCCCAGUUAACGAGCGAUGAGAGCGAGGACCUCUCCAAAUCUUUCAGCAGAACUAAGAUGUUCGUUCCCUCGCGUUCGCAUCCCAGCGCUCCUGAUAAGCCUCCUUUUGAAACGGCCAUUGGACUUAUGACAGCCCCUAUCGAUCAUUUGGCGGAUUUGUUCAGGAAGUGGCCACACACCUCAGGCAUGCCAAACCCGUCUACUAAAUAG
Penicillium waksmanii is the source of this 579-nucleotide messenger RNA. RefSeq lists its product as uncharacterized. The record is from RefSeq and is a predicted model, not a curated record. The transcript is spliced from 2 exons. Bases 1 to 579 code for a protein of 192 amino acids. NCBI's taxonomy places the organism in Eukaryota, Fungi, Ascomycota, Eurotiomycetes, Eurotiales, Aspergillaceae.